CUUUUGAACUAAAUGGUUUGGUAAAGUUGUUACACUGUUGUUCCGAUUUCUGUGUACUUGCAUCUCUCCUCUAGACGGAGCUGCAUGAUUGAAGAUCAAGGCGCAAGGAAGGAGCGUCAAAGAAGUGGAGGAACUUAAACUACUUUUACUGCAUGUUUUUUAGUGCAACUAUAUUUUCUUCUAAGUUCCUUGCAUUGUAAAAGAGCGUCUCAACAUGAGCACCGUUUCACCAGCUUCUCUCGAAGAAAUAUGCCUGAGCUUUAUCAGUGCUAAUAUUGAAGAUUUAUGCCACAAGGAUGUUCAAGGUGUCCAGUACGGCGAGGUUUCUUGUCAAAAACUUAGUUUCAUUUCUCCGUUAUUUCUCCACAAACACCUGGCAGACAAUAUUAUGAGAUGUCUCUGCCGUGAUGGAAACCUGACAGAUAGGACUGCAUCUUUAUUUGUUGAUUCGCGCAGAUGUAGAAUCAGAAGUUUCAAUCUCAGGAAAUGUCAGUUGAGUUUUUCAGUGCUGAAACUACUCCUUGGAAAACACAAAGUUGAGAAACUAGACUUAUCUGGAACAAAAACGUUCUCCUCGUCUUUAUUUUUUCAACUGCUGAAUGAAAUGUCAUUGACAGUAAGGGAGUUAAAUUUGAGUUGCACAUCAUUUGUCUUGGACUUUGCUGACAUGAAGCCACUGAACUGUUUGACUCAUUUGGAUGUGAGCCAUUGUACUGCUAUAGAUGACCAGUUGAUGUCGGUUGCUGCUCAGAAUAUGGAUUGUUUACAACACAUUAAUAUCUCUAACACUGCGAUAAGACAUGUCUCUUCAUUUGGGAAUCUAAGAGGUCGACUGAAAACAUUAGUCGCUUUUAACACACCAGUAGCAUGGACAAAACCUGCUGAGUUUAAGGACUUUACAUCAUUACAGAAGCUUGAUAUUUCAAGAAGUUCUGAUAAUGAUUUUCUCCACGAUGGGACAAAUGAGUCUGUGAAAUUUGAUGAAAUGCUUACAGACCAAUGUAUGAUGCCAAACCUGAUCUCUCUGGAUGUUUCAGGUGUUUCCACAAUAACAGCAGGUGCUUUGCAGUCAUUUCUUAGUUCUCAUCCUAACCUUGAGUUCCUUGGCCUUUUCUUGAUGUCACGGAAUUUACAAGAACAACUGGAAAGGAGUUCUCCUCAUGUUAAGGUAGAAGUGUCAUAAUAAUAUAAUAACUUAAUGAUAUGUAACAGAGAAAAAUGUCAUUGUUUUGAACCAGAAUGGUGAAAACCUCAAAGUUUGUUGGAGAUAUUUUCCAAUUUUAAUAAUAUACCUUCCAAGUUCCAUAUUGUUGAGGGACUUGAUGUGAAGUCUAUACUCAAAUGUAGUGGCCCAUCUUGCUGCACCUCAUCCUGGUUUACUGAAAAGAAAAUUAGAGUUUUACUAUACUACCUCCUUGGAUAGGAUCCCAGUCUAUCACAAGAUUACCCCCAACAAUCAUCAGGUUCUUUCCAAAGUGCAGUAUCAGAGUUGGUCACAUUACACCUAUGUGCAAUACAAAUUGAUAUUGCUGCUAACAUAAGGGAUAUGUGACUUGGCUGCAUAAUACUUAGUGUAAUUUUCUGAAAUCUUUUCAUCUAUCAACUGCUCUUUUAAAGCUACUCCUUAUACUAUUUACAUCAUAAAAGUCAAUAAUCGAAUUAAAUGUGGCUUAUCUUUCAUCAGAUUACAGGUGAAGCUACUGAGAAACAGAUCCUUUGUUCAUUGGAAAUGUACCCAGACAGAGCUGAUUACAUGAGAAAAGCUUUGCGGGAACUGUAUCCCAUCAGUAUGGAUUGGACAGCAAGAAAACCACAAGUUCUUGAGGUACACAAUGAAAUGGCUCAUCUAGUUAACUUAAGGUUUAUUAGAGUGAUCAUCGUAUACAGAAAAAAAAUUUUUCAACCUAGAUUCAUUUUGGGCUACGGUUUCUGAUUUAUGAUUGCAGCAAUGUAGAAAUUUAACCUCACUGACUUAACAACCACAAGCAGGUUUUUCAUUAUAUUUAGAAAUUGCAAAAUCUGCUACCUGCAGAGCAGAACUCUCCAACUACAGUUCAAAGGCCCAAGGAAUUUUGUUUUCAUUUCCUACUACUGUAUUUCUCAUGAAAACUCUGCAGAAGUGAAAAUAAUUCAUUUGAGAAUGUUGUUUCUUAAUAUUUUUCUUUUUCAAAGGGGAAACUCCUAGCUAUAUAAUGCUUUGAACAUCUUAGGAUUUAGAAUUAGUUUAAUUCUUUUUAAUUCCAUUUGCACAGCUUGUUCUUACUCCAAUGGAAAAACAUCCAGAUGAUUUCCGCAUUCAAAUGAAUGCUACGUAAGUUAAUAUUCACAAAGAUUCUUGAAAAGUUAUGAUAAUUAUUCAAAAUGAAACAAUUUUGUUUACUGAAAUUAAAAAAAUGUUCUAAAAGUCUUGAUUAUUUUCAAAUCAAAGGUUUGGUCAUAGAGUGAAUGAUCUUUUGAAUUCAGAGCUUGUAUAGGUAGCAUUAUCAAAGAAAGAGGAGGAGAAGCAGACCCAGAAGUGCAUCCUUGUUUCUUAAGGUAAUAAAACUUAUAACUGGAUACAUGAUUAAAUAUGGUGAACACACUUCCCAAACCGUAUUAGAGGGCUGGUGUUGUUGUGUAACAGAAGAUAGCAGUAAUAUUCUGUGCAACCAGGUGGUUGCCAUGGCAAUCAAGCCACAGCCCUCCUUGAAGCACCUUUCAACACAACACAAAAAAAAAGUAUGUGAAAUGGUUACAUACUCAAAAUGUGGAAGUUAAGGUGGGGUGGGGAGUGCAAACCCUUCAUGUCCCCCUCCACACCCUCCUCCCUCCCACAUGUUUGUUAAACCACUGCCUUAUUAAUCUAAGGUGGAGAGGUGGUAAUUUUCACUUUCAAUUUAUUACUUGAUCUUUUAACAGUGAAUAAUUACAGUCAGAAUCCUUUAAAGUUAACAUGCACUCUGUGCAAGUUAUGCCUCUAACUUGCUUACUCUGCAUGGUGACAGAAUGAUUGAAUGUGAUUAUCUUUAGUUAUCUGUUUGAUUUUUCAGUAAAGUUGCAUCUUUGGUUCUAUCAACAAUGAGAACUUUUCCAGAGGAGCGUCGGGUAAGAAUUUGCUUUAUUUAUGAUAAAUGAAUCUAGACAAACAGUAAUCUACCAUCAAAGACUCUUUAUUAUGUUUUGAUUCUGCUUGAUCUUAUGACAAAAAGACAGAACAAUGAAACAUCAGAAAAUAACCAGAGCAGAAUUAAUGUAUUCAUCGACUGAGCACAAGGAACAGACAGGAAAUUCUUGCAUAGCCUCAUGCCAAUAUUUUCCAGGUCUGCCUAAUCUGAUUCAAUCACUCAGUGUUUGUCAUGAGCACUGCCCCUUUUUCUUUCUUUCCAUAGCUUUUGCGGAUUUGUUUGUCAAUUUUGUGGUUAAAACAAGUUGUCACAAAAGCAGUAAGUAGAAAUGAUUCAAAUAUUGUAAAUUAUCUCCAGUGCAUCGAAGGAAUAGUGGCUCUAGAAUAUGGGCUGAAAAUUUAGUGCAGUAACUGUCAAGAGAUGUAUGUCACCAAUUAGAGUUGGAAACAAAUAACUUGAUUUUUACUUUGCAGACAUUCAACUAUUUUGAAGCAUCAUGCUUGGCUAUGGAUACUCUGUGCAAUUUUCAUGGUAACCAAGAUAUUUCUCGGCUGGCUUUAGCGCUAUGUGCCAGACUGUGUUGUAAGGUAUCAUAGUAUAGUAGACAAAUACUAAAAAAAUUGCACUUUUGAUUCUUUGCUCAAUUUGACACUCAAAUAUUGGAAAAGCAGGAGAAGCACUCAUUAUUCAAAAAGUCUGAAGUUAAUUAUUAAUUCAAGGGGAUAUGUUAAUAAAAGUUUGAAUCAAUGCCAGAAUCUGAGCAAUUACACAUUCAACUACCCCUCCUCUAACCCAACAUUAACUUGACUUUUUAUCAGUUGGCUGUUGGUGAUUAGGGGUAGGUGUGUAAUUGCUCAGAUACUGAGAUUGACCCAAAAUUUAAUUAGCAUUUCCCCUUGAAUUAAAACCUGCUGACAUUUUGAAUAAUAAUUGCUUCUCCUGCUUGAAUAUGCACUUCCUCCUCUCCCCCCCUCUCUCUCUCUCUCUCUCUCUCUCUCUCUCUCUCUCUCUCUCUCUCUCUUAUUGUUAAGUUACCUUGUUCACCAAAUUAGUAACUCUUUCAUUCUCAGAAGUGAUCAUCAUAUAACUUCUUCCUAUAAUAUCCUUACAUUAUCCAGCAAACAGAUAACAAGAGUAUUCAAACUUAUCUGGUAGAAGCUCUUUAUAUUGAUCUAACACCAAAUUAAUUCCUGCAUCUAAUUUACAAGGAGAUGUGUAGCAGCCAAAGAGGGGAAUUAACAAUCAGAUCUUUGAGUCUGCAAAGACAUGCAUGUCUAGACAAUUAUUUUAAUUACUAAAACUAUUAACUUGUCUGAAUGGUUCCCUGCUGUAAUUUGAAGUAAGUAUCUGGGUUACUAAUAAAAAGCUUUUCUAAUUCCACACCUGUGCAGCUGACCAAGCAAGAGAAACUUGCUCUUGGCUCAGAGAAAAACAUUAUGGUAAGAGAUGUAACAUGUUAAUCAGUAAAAAUCAAUUCUAAAUUCAUUUAAUUUGCAGUUGUUAUUAAUCAAAGCAGCAUUUUUUGGCAUGAUAAUUAGGUAUUUAAAUAUCUCAAGUUGUGGUUGAUUAAAUUACAGUUCAAAGGCAAAAGGAAUUUUGUUUUCAUUCCUACUAAUACAUUUGUUAUGAAAACCCUGCAGAAGUGAAAAAAUUCAUUCGUAUUUUUCCUUGUCAAAGAGAAAACUCUUACCUAUAUUAUGUUUUGAAAGCCUUUGGGUUUUAAAUUAAUCAAAUUCUUUUUAAUUCCAUUUGCGCAGCUUCUUCUCACUCAAAUGGAAAAAUAUCUGCAUGAUUUCACCAUUCAAAUGACAGCUAUGUAAGUUAUAAUAUCCAUGAAGAUUGAUAAUAUUCAUUAAGAUGUAUAGUUAGGAUAAACAUUCAAAAUAAAACAAUUUUGUUUUUUAAAAGAACAAAUUUUCUAAAAAUUUUGAUUAUUAUUUUUAAAACAAUGUUUUGACUCUGGUAUAUAAACAUUACAAUUUAUUAACAUUUUUUGGAUGUUCUUUUGAAUUCAGAGCUUGUGUAUAUAACAUUCUCAUAGCAAGAGCAGGGGAAGCAGUCCCAGAACUGCAUCCUCAUUUGUUAAGGUAAAAUUAUUACUGAAUACAUGAUUAAAUAUGUUUAAAACACUUCCAAAGUGGUAUUAGAGGGCUGGUGUUGUCUGCAAGCAACAAAACAUAGCAGUAGUCAUCUUGGCCACCAGGUUGUCAGCCUGGCAAUCAAGCCACAGUCCACCUUUACACACUUAUCAACACAACAUAAAAAAAUACCAGUGUGUUAAAUGGUUACUUACUCAAAAGUUGGCAGUUAGGAGUGGGGGGGGGGUGGGGGGGGGGGGGAAGUGCAAACCUUCCAUGCCCCCCUGCCACAUCUCAUUGGUUAAACCACUGCCUUGACAGCCUGAGGUAAAAAAGUGGUUAAUUUCCACUUUUAUUAUUUGAUUAGUUAAAAGUUAACAAUUAGUCAGAAUCUUUUAAAGUUAACAUGUUCUUUGUGCAAGUUGUGCCCCUUAACUUGCUUACUCUGACAACAGAAUGAUUCAAUGUGAUUAUUUUUAGUUAUCUUUUGUUGGAUUUUUCAGUAAAGUUGCAUCUUUGUUUCUAUCAGCAAUGAGAACCUUUCCAGAAGAGCAUCAGGUAAGAAUUCAUUUUAUUUAUUAUAAAUGAAUCAAGACAAAUAGUUAUGUAAUCUAUCAUCAAAGACUCUCUAUUAUGUUUUGAUUCUGAUUGAUAUUAUGACAAAGUAUCAGAAGAAAAAUGAAACAUCAGAAAAUAAUCAGAGCAGAAUUAAUGUAUUCAUCAACUAAGCACAAAGAACAGACAGGAAAUUCUUACAUAGCCUCAUGCCAAUAUUUUCCAGGUCUGCCCAAUCUAACUCAAUCACUCAGUGUUUGUCAUGAGCACUGCCCCUUUUUUCUUUCUUUCCAUAGCUUUUGUGGAAUUGUAUGUCAAUUUUGGGGUCAAAACAAGUUGUCACAAAAGCAGUAAGUAGAAAUGAUUCAAAUAUUGUAAAUUAUCUCCAGUGCAUCGAAGGAAUAGUGGCUCUAGAAUAUGGGCUGAAAAUUUAGGGCAGUAACUGUCAAGAGAUGUAUGUCACCAAAUAGAGUUGGAAACAAAUAACUUGAUUUUUACUUUGCAGACAUUCAACUACUUUGAAGCAUCAUGCUUGGCUAUGGAUACUCUGAGCAAUUUUCAUGGUAACCGAGAUAUUUCUUGGCUGGCUAUAGAGCUAUGUGCCAGACUGUGUUGCAAGGUAUCAUGGUAUAGUAGACAAAUACUAAUUUAAAAAAUUACACUUUUAGAUAGAUCUAAAAAUAAAUCUUUGCUCAACUUGACACUCAAAUAUUGGAAAAGCAGGAGAAGCACUAUUAUGAAAUUAUUCAAAAUGUUGGCUGUUGGUGGUUAGGGGAGGGGUAGGUGUGUAAUUGCUCAGAUACUGAGAUUGACCCAAACUUUCAUUACCAUUUCCCUUGAAUUGGCACCUGCAGACAUUUUGAAUAAUAAUUGCUUCUCCUGCUUGAAUAUGCACUUCCCCUUCCCCCCCCUCACUCACUCUCUCUCUCUCUCUCUCUCUCUCUCUCUCUCUCUCUUUAUUGUUAAGUUACCUUGUUCACCAAAUUAGUAAACUCUUUCAUUCUCAGAAGUGAUUCUCAUAUAACUUCUUCCUAUAAUAUUCAUACAUUAUCCAGCAAACAGAUAACAAGAGUAUUCAAACUUAUCUGGUAGAAGCUCUUUAUAUUGAUCUAACACCAAAUUCCUGCAUCUAAUUUUCAAGGAAAUGUGUAGGAGCCAAAGGGGAGAAUUAACAAUCAGAUCUUUGAGUCUGCAAAGACAUGCAUGUCUAGACAAUUAUUUUUAUUAAUGACUAAAGCUAUUAACUUGAGUGGUUCCCUGCUGUAAUUUGAAGUAUCUAGGGUUACUAAUUAAAGGCUUUUCUGAUUCCACACCUGUGCAGCUGACUCAGCAAGAAAAAUGUGCUCUUGGCUCAGAGAAAAACAUUAUGGUAAGAGACGUAACAUAUUAAUCAAUAAUAAUAAAUUCUAAAUUCAUUUAAUUAGCAAUUCUUAUUAAUCAAAGUAGCAUUUUUUGGCAUGAUAAUUAGGUAUUUAAAUAUCUCAAGUUGUGGUUGAUUAAAUUACAGUUCAAAGGCCAAAUGAAUUUUGUUUUCAUUCCUACUAAUAUAUUUCUUAUGAAAACCCUGCAGAAGUGAAAAAAAUUCAUUUGAGAAUGUUGUUUCUUAAUCAUAUUUUUCCUUGUCAAAGGGAAAACUCUUGUCUAUAUGAUGUUUUGAAAGCCUUAGGGUUUUAAACUAAUCAAAUUCUUUUUAAUUCCAUUUGCACAGCUUCUUCUCACUCAAAUGGAAAAACAUCCGAAUGAUCUCACCAUUCAAAUAGCAGCUAUGUAAGUUAUAAUAUUCACAAAGAUUGAUAAUAUUUAUUAAUAUUCAUUGUUUUUUAAAAAACAAAUUUUCCAAAAAUUUUUAUUAUUAUUUUUAAAACAAAGUUUUGACCCUUGUAUAUAAACAUUACAAUUUAUUAACAUUUUUUGGAUGUUCUUUUGAAUUCAGAACUUGUGUAGGUAGCAUUGUCAUAGCAAGAGGAGAGGAAGCAGACCCAGAAGUGCAUCCUCAUUUCUUAAGGUAAAUUCUCACUGAAUACUUGAUUAAUUAUGUUUAAAAUACUUCCAAAGUGGUAUUGGAGGGCUGGUGUUGUCAAGCAACAAAACAUAGCAACAGCUGUCUUGGCAACCAGGUGGUCACCCUGGCAAUCAAGCUACAGCCCACCUUUACAGACCUAUCAACACAACACAAAAAAUACCAGUGUGUUAAAUGGUUACUUACUCAAAAGUUGGCAGUUGGGAGGGGUGGGGGGGGGGGAGAGGAAGGGGAGAAGUGCAAACCUUCCAUGUCCCCCUGCUACAUUUCAUCGGUUAAACCACUGCCUUGACAACCUGAGGUAGAAAGGUGGUUAAUUUUCACUUUUAUUAUUUGAUUAGUUAAAAGUUAAUAUUUAGUCAGAAUCUUUUUAUAAGUUAACAUGCUGUUUGUGCAAAUUAUGCCCCUAACUUGCUUACUCUGAUGACAGAAUGAUUCAAUAAUGUGAUUAUCUUUAGUUAUCUUCUGAUUGACUUUUCAGUAAACUUGCAUCUUUGGUUCUAUCAGCAAUGAGAACCUUUCCAGAAAAGCAUCUGGUAAGAAUUUGCAUUAUAUAUUUAUGAUAAAUGAAUCAAGGCAAACAGUAAUCUACCAUCAAAGACUCUCUAUUGUGUUUUGAUUCUGCUUGAUCUAAUGAUAAAAUGACAGAACAAUAUAAUGAAGCAUUAAAAAAUAAUCAGCGCAGGAUUAAUGUAUUCAUCAACUGAGCACAAGGAACAGACAGGAAAUUCUUACAUAGCCUCAUGUCAAUAAUUUCAAGGUCUGCCUAAACUAACUCAAUCACUCAAUGUUUGUCAUGAGCACUGCCCCUUUUUCUUUCUUUCCAUAGCUUUUGUUGAAGUGUAUGUCAAUUUUGGGGUUAAAACAAGUUGUCACAAAAGCAGUAAGUAGAAAUGAUUCAAAUAUUGUAAAUUAUCUCCAGUGCAUCGAAGGAAUAGUGGCUCUAGAAUAUGCGCUGAAAAUUUAGGGCAGUAACUGUUAAGAGAUGUAUGUCACCAAUUAGAGUUGGAAACAAAUAACUUGAUUUUUACUUUGCAGACAUUCAACUAUUUUGAAGCAUCAUGCUUGGCAAUGGAUACUCUGUGCAAUUUUCAUGGUAACCAGGAUAUUUGCCAGCUGGCUAUAGAGCUAUGUGCAAAUCUGUGUGCUGAGGUAUUGCAGUACAGUACAAACAAAUCCCCAAAAAAUUGCAUUUUUGAACAAAUUCUUUGCUCAAUUUGACACUCAAAUAUUGGAAAAGCAUGAGAAUCAUCCAUUAUUCAAGAUGUUGGCAGGAACUAAUUAAAGGGGAAAUGCUAAUAAAAGUUUGGAUCAAUGGCAGAAUCUGAGAAACUGCACACCUACCCCUCCCCUAACCCAACAUUAACUUUGUAACCUGUCAUCAGUUGACUGUCGUUAGGUUAGGGGAGGGGUAGGUGUGCAGUUGUUCAGAUUCUGGCAUUGACCCCAAACUUUCAUUAGCAUUUCCCCUUUAAUAUGUGCCUGUAAACAUCUUGAAUAAUAAGUGCUUCUCCUGCAUGAAUAUAAACUUCCCCCCCUCCUCUCUCUCUCUCUCUUUCUUUCUUUUAAUCAUUAAGUUACCUUGUUCACUGAAUUAGUUCACUCUUUAAUCCUCAAAAGUGAUUAUCAUUUAACUUCUCCCCAUAAUAUUCAUACAUUAUCCAGCUAACAGGUAACAAGAAUACUCAAACUUAUCCAGUAGAACUUCUUUAUCUUGAUCUUACACUAAAUUCCUGUAUCUAAUUUUCAAGGAAAUGUGUAGCAGCUAGAGGGGAGAAUUGACAAUCAGAUCUUUGAGUCUGCAAAGACAUGCAUGCAUGUCUGGAAAAUUAUUUUAACCACUAAAACUAUUAAAUUUAAGUCUGUGGUUCGCUGCUGUAAUUUGAAGUAAGUAUCUGGAUAAUUUACUAAUUAAAGGCUUUUCUAAUUCCACACCUGUGCAGCUGACCAUGCAACAAACACAUGCUCUUGGCUCAGAGAAAAACGUUAUGGUAAGAGAUGUAACAAAUUAAUUAAUAAAAAUCAACUUUAAAUUCAUUUAAUUAGUAACUUAGCAACUGUUGUGGAUCAAGCAGCACUUUUUGGCACCGUAAACAGUUAUUUGAAUAUCUCAAAUUGUGGUUGAUUAAGUGAGUCUUCCAAUAUAUAAACUUUGCCUUUACUAAUCAAAUCAUUUUAAAAUUACAGGCCAUGUUCAAUUUUAUUCAAGAAAAGAUAAGUGCAAGUCAGGUAUGGAUCAGAUAGAUUUACACUAAUGAGAAACAAUUUCAUACAACAAAAGUCAUUUUUUAUAAUGGAACAAGUAGAGUGAAGAAAGGCUAGGUUGGAUGGGUCAUCACCAUAAUGGUUUAUAUAAAGCUGCAUGAUAUUGUUGGGUUGCCUUUGGGUUCUAAGCUUCCAUUUUGAAGAGCAGAAUUAUUGUUCAGUAUUAGAGAUAGGAUCAUUACAAUAAAGGAAUACAAAGCUAGCACAUUUUCUGCAAAUAGAAAACGUGGGAAAGCCAAGACUAACAUUUUUUUAAGGUUGGUCUGACUUUCAAUUCAAACUAGCUGCUUUCACCAUGAUUAAUUUCUACUUGUGUCCACUUGUAACAUGCCAUACUUUCUCAAUUUCUUUAUCUUAGUUGGCUUCUGAUAAUUUUACCCAAGAUUUUUAUAACCAUGUCCUUUUAACACUUUAACUCCCAUGAGUGACCCAGACAGAAUUUCUCCUUCCUAUCUCUAUACAAUAUCAUGCACACAAUUAAGUGAUGAGUAUUAAGAGAAAUAUCAAUAUUAUGGGAUUACUAAUUGAUCCGAUACCAAAUUCUCCAAACUGACAUAAUGAAAAUUGUUUGGCAGACAUUAAGGAGAAUUACUAAUGAGAUCUUGGGAGUUAAAGGGUUAUGGAACUGUUCUCAACUUUCUCAUCAUAAGUUAUUAUCUAUGAUAUUUUAAAUUGUUUGAUGCAGUCCCUUUUUUUCUAGGAGGAUCUCACAUUGAAUUUAGCACUUGGUGUACUAUUGUACUUAACUGGUACGCAAUGUUUUAAUAAGUUUGCAAAUUUGUACUUUAAAUUUGAAAAGAGAUUUAGGUGGAAAAAAGUUUGCAUUAAAGGUUACUUCCCACCUUCAGAGGCCAAAAAAAUCUAUUUUUCUUUUAUUUGACUGAAUUCAAACAUUCAACCUAACAUUUCCAUAAAAAAAUUCUGAAAUCUUUAAAGGCACCCAAGUUAUUUAGGAAAAUGUAUUUUCAAAACAAGGUAAUAAACCAGGAAGGUGUCAUAAUCUUGUACCUGGGGGAAUUCCCUGGGGGAAUGCUUGUGUUGGGGCUCAUUUUUCAUUUUAUUUCCAUAUUUUGUUUACAUCGUGCUUUUUACAAUCACCACAAAUCAUAAUUUUAAAAGGUGUCUGUUGAUUCAUUGUCUUGCUCCUCAGCUCAUUUUGCAUUUUUUUUCAUUUUUUCCGCGGGUUUGCCUUUGCUUUUGCCAAAUUUGUUCAUUAUUGUGUUGUCCUCCUCAAAGCUCUGCUGAGCUAUGGAGAUAAAAAAGAAAGGUUGCAAACCUUUAUGAGCUAAAAUCUCGCAUUUCAGUUUGGAAGGACUAAAACCACUUUUGAGCAAAUUUAUAGGGUACAUGGAUUUGACCAAUUUCCAUCAAAUUUUGUCAAAACAUUCCAGGAAUAAUGAAAAACAAAAGUGUGUUGGGAAAUUUUGAUAUCUGAAAUAUUUGUCCCAUGGUGGUCAAUUUACAUUAUCAACCCUGAUGGAAUAAUAAAUUGACAGAGUUUGUUUAAAAACUUACCCACUUAACUUGAGCUAAACUCAGUUUCCAGUCCAAGGAGUGAUCAGGAGACUGGUUGUCCAAGUAGAUAGGAUGUAAGCUUGUUGUAAGUUACCCACACACCCAUACCAUUUCAUCAGCUUUUCCUGACAGUUUCCCAAGGCAUUAUCAUACGAGAGUUAAGUUUUUUUCCCAAUAAUACAAUACAAUACAAUGACCCUUACUAGGGUUCAACAAACAAGGAGUAAGACUAUUUACGUGAGCUGUCCAGAUAAAAAUAAGUGGUUCUUUGUCAUUCACAGAUGAGACACCGAGCACUUGUUCUCUGUUUGUUGAGAAAGGAGGUUUACAAUUGAUAGUGCAAGGCCUGAAGGUAUACAAGAACAAUCUUCUCUAGAGACUGUCAAAUAAACUCAAAUAACUGCAAGGAGGUGGUGUGGCUCAGUGGCUAGGGUGCUGGACUUGCAAUCUGGUGGUCUCAGGUUCAAGUUCUCCACCCUGCCUUUCAUUGGAUUUGUUCUUGGUCACCCCAAGAGUGCACUGUGUAAAUAUCCAACUGGUCUGCUUCCUGGCAGUUGGGAUUUUCAAGCACUCAUACAGGCUGUAUGGUUUAUCUUAAUCGGUCAUUAUCAAGCACUAUUGGAUAGGGUAUAGAGUGGUAUGUUGUUGCACCAAUCAGAUGGCUGCAUUAAGGUUUGUAUUGCACCAAUCAGAUUGCUGCAUUAUCUCAUACCAAUCAGAUUGCUACAUUAGGGUGUGUACCUUGCACCAAUUAGAUUGCCACAUAAGGGUAUGUAUCUUGCACCAAUCAAGUAACAGCAUUUGAAUAUCUUGCACCAAUCACAGUGUUUGGGUAUUGUUUUCUAGUAAAUGAUGUCAUGGAUCAGGGGGCUAAAACAGCACAGCAGAGUUAGAGUGUUGUUAAGUAACUAUGUUUUAUGUUUCACAGCUCCCACACACCCUGCAUCAACAAAACUGGGAUCAGACAGGAUUGGACUGGAUCGAAUCACAAACCGGAUCACAGAUCUGGUCACGGAUUGGAUCAUGGACCAAAAAAAAGUUUUGAAAAGUAAAAAAAUUAAAUCAUUUAUAAAAUAAUAAUACUUAAAAAAUGAGAGUAAAAAAACCUAAAACAGGUGUAUUGAAAUUCAAAAUGGUGCUUGACAAGCCAGAAUAAAGUCUGCAUGACAUAAUGGAGCAUAGGCCCCACUGGAAGUUCAUGUCUGUGAUCCGAUCCAAUCCAACCAAGAUUUUGUUGAUGCCACCACACUCCUACCCAGGUGCUAACUAUAGGCAUAGUAUAGUCUUACCUCUUAAUGGUGUAGUUACAGUCAACAAUUGUAUGUUUAAUCUGAUGCAUUAUAAAAUCAACUAUAGGUGUUCAGAGAAGGAAGCCAAGAGAAAAAUUUCAUUAUCAAAAAGCUUCUUAUAACUCUGGUGAGCCAAUAAGAAGAGCCUAUUAUACAUAGGUCUACCACAAGGCUUAACAAUCAUGCUCCAAGUUCAACAUUGAUCCUAAAGUCAUUGUGUAUAUGGUUUCCAGAGAUACGAUUUAAGUCUUCUGUGAUGAACAGUUAGAAAAAGAUAGAAAUGGGAAGCUUAAUAUCAUGUACCAGGAAAGAAAAGGCAAUGACAGAGCAAUUUAUAGCAUUUCAUAUCUUAGUUAAUCUCACUUUAAAGUAGAAAGCUAAGCAAUAAGGAAUUAAAAAACUCACAACUUUCUGCAUGACCACUAAACUUAGGCUGCCAAUUUGACAACCUUUGACCCUUUGCCAAAAAUUUUUGCCUCUUGCCAUUGCUUCCAAAGUGGUUGCAGCUUAGAGUAGUGCUACAAUUUUUCAUAACAAUUAUAAGGCCUCUCUUACAAAUUGAGAAUCACAUUUGCCUUUGAGGUUUUUUCCCCAGAUUGCUGGAAUGUCUCAACAACUACAAAGAGGAAUCAGUCAAUGGCCCAAAGCAAUGAGAUUAAAUUCAUUUUGAUCCCCAUUAUUUUGUGUUUUAGAACAAUAUAGCUGAGACUCCAAGUCUGAGGCAUUUACUCAUCACAGAUGAAUUCAUGAAUCUUUUAGGGUAAUGUUUUUUUUUGGUUGACAAAUGGUGUUUGAAAAUAAGUAACAGGAAUAUUGAGUUUAUUUGCAACAAAUUAAGGUGGCUUUGAAUCUACAUGUCAAGUGAUCUUUCAAAGCUUUGCAACAAGAUCAAAUGCAACAUGUGAGACUGACAGGUACAUGGAGCUAAUUAAAAAUUAAGCUAACAAGUGUUUUUAAGAACAACAGGCUGUUAAAGUUGUGUUGCCAUGAUAACACUUAAUUCUUGUCUUGUGUAGGUCUUUUCUGGACAAUGGGCUUCUCCAGUUGUCCUAUUUUUGUGGUGCAAUUUUGUCCAAUGUUAUGCUGGAGUGGUCUGAUGAUAGAGAGCUUCUGUCACACAGCAAACAGUACAUGCUUCACCGUUUG
Molecule: messenger RNA, 13972 nt
Organism: Pocillopora meandrina
Lineage: Eukaryota; Metazoa; Cnidaria; Anthozoa; Scleractinia; Pocilloporidae
Source: the annotation of a GenBank genome assembly